Molecule: messenger RNA, 737 nt
Organism: Cydia amplana
Lineage: Eukaryota; Metazoa; Arthropoda; Insecta; Lepidoptera; Tortricidae
Product: transmembrane protein 267
Exons: 2
Coding region: 126-737 (203 amino acids)
Source: RefSeq, a predicted model, not a curated record
UUUGAUUAGAAAUGUCAUGGCCAUUCCAUAACGUCAUUUUUGAUAACAUCGUAAACAAACCAAAUUCCUGUAAAAAAAACCUUGUAACUAAUAUCCAAAUGGCUUGAACUUUACAAGAAAUAAUCAUGAAAUAUGCGAAAAUCGUCCUAACCUUACUAUUAUGUUCUUCGACAUACAUAGGAGACUAUAUAGUGUUCAAAUCAAAGUACUCUCCUUCGCAAGUGUUUAGGGCAUUUUCAGACAGUGCUGUCCAUGCUACCAUAGGAUUCCUGUCUUCGUUGGUGUUCUUUAGCCAUGAGACAAGUGUCACGGGCCACGCAAAGCUGAUCAACGUUAUAUUUUGUACAUUUAUAUCCAGUUUUAUAGACAUAGAUCAUGUGAUGGUGGCCCGAUCUUUACAUUGGAAGGAUCUCACCACCCUCAAGCAGCGAGGCAUAUUCCACUGCACCACCUUCUGGCUCCUCAUCACAAUACCUCUCCUAAUCUACAGCCACAUAUAUAAAAAACUAAACAUAUACAUCUUAACCUGGAUGCUAAUACUAGCUUACUCAAGCCACCACAUACGAGACGCAAACCGGAGGGGACUCUGGGUUUAUCCGUUCGGACAUACAUCUCCGCUGACUAAGUAUAUGUAUGUGUGUUUAACGGUGGUGUUGCCGCAUCUAUUUGGGUUGCUGAGUAGGCAUUGGAGGCCUAUGUUACUGAAGGAUACUACUGUGGAAUAUAUGCUGGUGUAA